Cuscuta campestris is the source of this 1800-nucleotide messenger RNA. NCBI's taxonomy places the organism in Eukaryota, Viridiplantae, Streptophyta, Magnoliopsida, Solanales, Convolvulaceae. The record is from the annotation of a GenBank genome assembly.
GGUAUUGGCGAUGGAAAAUCGGACCUUUUCUUUCUUAUCCCCUGCGAUCUCUUCAAUCUUCAUCCCUCAGAUUUCUCCUCUCCGACAGUAUAGCGGUCACCGCCGGCGAUCUCUAAGCUUUCCGGUCACUUUGUUUCCGACCAUCACACAAUGUCAUGGUUGGCUCGAUCGAUUGCCAACUCUCUCAAACUUAAUGACGACGAUGACGGAGAAGAAGAAAACGACAAUAUUUCUGCUUCCAUGCGUGGUCACUCCAGUGAUACUUCAAAAGAAGAACCGGUGCAAAAUCAGACACAAUCGGAUGAUCCUUCGCCUCCUGCAUCUCCGUCACGCGGUGUCCGAGAGGAUCUUUCUGAGAUCACCAAAACCCUAAGCCGGCAAUUUUGGGGCGUUGCAUCGUUUCUAGCACCGCCACCGCAAUCCGAGUCGCCUAAUGAAUCCCAACCGGACACUUACCGGGAAUCGGAAGCGGAUACUGGAGGAUCCGAAGCCAUGGGACCGGCUGGGAUCAGGAAUGACUUCGCAGAGCUCGGUGGGAAGUUCCGAAGUGGCAUAUAUAAGCUAUCAAGCAACAUGGCUGUGUCAGAGAUCACGAAAAUAGCUUCGAAUAUUCUGCAGCUGGGGUCGGAUGAUGAAGAGGAGGAUGGCGGUUUCACAAAAGGUGCGGUCGGAGUUACUGAGGAGGUGGUGGCAUUUGCAAGGGAUAUUGCUAUGCAUCCCGAGACUUGGCUGGAUUUUCCUUUGCCUGAAAAUGAGGAGGAUGAAGACUUUGACAUGUCCGAUGCUCAACAAGAUCAUGCUUUGGCUGUUGAACAUCUCGCUCCAAGAUUAGCUGCUUUGAGGCUUGAACUUUGCCCAGGUCAUAUGAGUGAAACUCACUUUUGGAAGAUUUACUUCAUACUUGUUCAACCUAGGCUAGAUAAAGAUGAUGCGGAACUUCUCUCAACACCCCAGAUUGCAAAAGCACGGGCCUUUCUAGGCCAUGAGUUACGCAAGCGAACCGAUGCAAGCUCACAAGACGGCAAUAAAAUUGUAAACGAGGAAUGUUUAUCUGUGCCACCCGAUGAUGUUUCUGCAAAGUUUGUCCAGGUGACAUCUGGUUUGGAAUCAACCCUUGAUGCAGACAAACUCCCCAAUGCUGCUAGUGCCAAUAUCCAAAUGGUAGACAGAAUUGUGACCUCUGAUGCAGACAAACUCCCCAGCACCAAUAUCCAAACGGUAGACAAAACUGUGAUUGAAGAUUGCAAUGGAAAUGCAACUGCAGAUGAAGCCCUACCAUCUACCAACCUCAACAUAUUAAACGAGGAAGACGAUGCGGAUGAUUGGCUGAAGGAAGAGAGUUCAGAAAUGCAAUUUGACAAUAAAGCCCCCAGUCACAUAGAGAAUGAAGAUGACGUGUCAUUUAGCGACCUUGAAGAUGAGGACGACAGCAACGUGGCCAUUAGCUAAAAGAAAGAAAUCGUUCUGGUAAAGAGUCACGAGAUAGCUCUAUCAGCUUCGAAAAGGUAAAUGUGAGCGUUCCCGAAAACAAGGAAUCUAAUGAUUGGCUUGAUCUUCGAUGACAUUGAAGUGGCAUGAACUGAUCAUAUAUUUCUCUCUGUGUGUGUGUGAUUCUUUAAUUUUCAUAUUUUCUUUCAUGUUUUGUGUUUGGGUUCUCUCUUUUUCAAUCUGUGUCCCUAGAUUCUCAAAGAAUGCCUGUAAAUAUAUAAAUGUACAAUGACUAAGAAAUACGGAGUAUUUAUGUUAUACAUUGUUCGACCCGUUGUCAUGAAUUGUGAAUCAUAAACUAAAUUUUCAUAA